Messenger RNA from Micromonas pusilla CCMP1545, 312 nucleotides. RefSeq lists its product as uncharacterized. The transcript has a single exon. The record is from RefSeq and is a predicted model, not a curated record. NCBI's taxonomy places the organism in Eukaryota, Viridiplantae, Chlorophyta, Mamiellophyceae, Mamiellales, Mamiellaceae. The coding region runs from base 1 to 312 and encodes 103 amino acids.
AUGAGAGAGCGCCUCCAUCGUGUACGUAAGGUAGCGGAGUCUUAUCAUAUCACAUCGACGCGAAAGAAAAAACAUAUUACGCUCGUCAAUCGUCGUCGUCGCAGAACCCCCCCGGCCGCGCCUCCAGCGCCUCCUCGAUCUCCGUGUCGUACUCCGACCACUUCCCGUCCCUCCCUCCUCCCAACCACUCGCGAUCGCCUCGCUCCGGCCGCACGACGCAGUACUCGUCCGGCGGCGGCGUCUCCGGCGACCCCCACGUCCACUCGUGCCGCCGCUUCAGCCGUUGACACAACUUCCCCAUCGCGAGGAUGA